Molecule: messenger RNA, 6618 nt
Organism: Cotesia glomerata
Lineage: Eukaryota; Metazoa; Arthropoda; Insecta; Hymenoptera; Braconidae
Exons: 4
Coding region: 2848-5502 (884 amino acids)
Biological process (GO): fibroblast growth factor receptor signaling pathway; positive regulation of cell population proliferation; animal organ morphogenesis
Cellular component (GO): cytoplasm
Molecular function (GO): growth factor activity; fibroblast growth factor receptor binding
Source: RefSeq, a predicted model, not a curated record
UUUUUAAAAAUGAAGAAUAUCUACUUAAUACGCUCUUUCACUGGAAAACUUAUAUGCGUUAACAAUUGGUUUAACACACAUGAAGAAUGUUUCAUAUUCAACGCCGUAAACGAACUAUACUUAUUUGGUCAUUUUUUUCACGUUUUAUGCUAUGUUAAAAUCUAUAGUUUGCUUACGGCAUCAAAGCAUAGUAUACACUUAAUAUGUGUUAAAAUAACGCAUUUGGUUUAGAAGUGGAUCUGCACUUUUGCCAUAUAUUAAAGAAUCAAUUGACGAAAUUUCGAGUUUUUGUUUAGUAUAUUUUGAGUUUUGAGUUUUUUAGAUAAUUCUUAAGGAAAUUUUAAACGUUAAUGUUUCCGAUAAAAACGAGUAGAAAAUUAGGCAUCGAAAGAAAUUGAAGAACAUUCCGCUAGAGGCCCUAGUAUUGAAAGUGCAUAGUGUUUCUCAAAAUUAGAUUUGCUGCAUACGCAGAAACACCCGAAGAACAGUAAUAAAAAAUGAAUUUAAAAAAAUAGCAUCACAGUUAUGUAUAAUGCUUGGAUAAAAGAACUAGAACAUACAUGAGCACAUGAGCUCAUACUAUAAAGAAACUUGUUCUGAAAACACUUUGACAGACAACCUUUUGGACGAGGUAAAAAAAGUAAAAAGGUGGAUGAAAGGAUCACCUAAACAAGGUGCAUUGUUAUUAGUGAUCGAUGUUACUGUCAUACAAGAUGAAAUCUCAAAAGAUUUAAUCUACUCCGGACAAAAAUUGUUACAAAACGUACGAAAAAUAAUACAAAUACAAAUACGGAUAAGAAUAACAGCAAUAGUAACGAUAAUAAUAACCAACCCUUGGAAGGAUUUAAGUGAAAAAAAAAAAAAAAACGGCGUAACGUCAACCAACAAUGCAAGAAGCAACUUUCACCAUUAAAACUUGUAUAACUAGUUCACAAGGGUUAUGGUUAAAAUCAGUAGUUAUGAGAAACGCUCGGAUAUUAGUUGGAUACUGGUUGCAAAUAAUAAGGACGGUGGUGGCGUGGAUACUGGUGCUGUUGGUGCUCCCGGUGGCGUUGGCACACGGUCGAUCUUGAGUCUUGAGAGUGCCGACGAGUGUGGUUACUCUUAUAUAUCUUCUCUAUACACUACUUAUACUUACACUUAUCCUUAUCCUUCCACUUAUACUUAUGUACUUGUUCUGUUCGUUGGUUCAUCCAACGUCUGCUCUAACGUCGUAUUUAUCGCUGUCGUUGUACUUAUAUUUUAUACAUAUAUAUAUUUUACAUACAUCUGUGUAUUAGUGUACUUGUGAUCUGUCUGUGCGCCUGACUAUGUGCCCCGACACGAGAGUGAACCGACCAAGUGGCCGAGCCAAGCCGAAGAAGACAACCGCGGCACUCGUUCAGUAGUUUCUCGGACGGCGCACCGGCAUCAUCCGACCUCCAAUAAUACACCAGAGAUAACCCUCUGGUCUUAAUUACUAUUCAUUACCACCUAUACAUACAUAUUUAAUAAAUAAAUAAAUAAAUACAUUGAUCUAUAAAUACACUUUUAAAUUAAAAAAAAAAAAAAUUUAUAAAAUAAAGAAAAAAUAUAUGUGUGUGUUUCCACCCUUAUCACAUGGAAUUUUUUGAUGAGCCAGCUACACGUGACUCCAACUCUGUUCGGAAAAAUUUUUCACUCUAAAGAAGAAAAGUUCGAAGGAGCUGAAAGGAGUAAUAAAUAUUUGAAUUUAGCGGGAAAAAAUAAAUUACAAAUGAAACGUAUGAUUUUAAAUGGAUUGGAGCCGUGUAGUGAAUUAUGUAAAUUAAAAUUUUUAAUUGGAUGUGAUUUUAAUAAAACAGUGACGUGUGUGUCGAGGUAAUAAAGAUGAUGACUUUAUACCGGGACAAUGUGGUACACAUUACUUGAAUUGAGUAAAAUAAAUAAAUAAAUAAAUUUUUUUAAGUGGUGUUAAGUAAUAAUUUAUUAGUAAUAGAAAAAUAGUAUUUUUAAAAAUUAAAUUAACGAAUUGAUGUAAGUAGGGCUGACCGCGAGAAUAAUCGGGUGGAUUUUCAGUAAGGUGGUAAAAAGAUAUACAAGACCCGUUAAGGCGAUCCGUCAGAGUGGGAUUGAUAGACCGAGAAAACGACCGCGAAAUAAAACAAGAGGAAGAAGAAGAAGGAGAAGAAGAAGAGGAAGCUCACGGAUAAGUUUCUUCUUAUUCUCUAUAUCUCUAUAGAGAAAAUAAGAAGUAAUAAUAAGAGUAAGAAUAGUAGAGCACAGCAGGGAGGGAAUAGGAAUAAUCAAAGGUAAACCACUAUGAGAAGACACAAUAGCUCCACUAGAGCAUGAAUUCGUUUAAUAACUCGCAAGAGGAUUUUUAUGAUUAUGAUAACGCGGUGGUAUCUUCAUUAUGCUUUUACCAGCGACAGCUGUUUCAUUUAUUUCCAAACAAAAUAAUAAAGUGAAUAUUUGCUUGAUAAUAUUGUUAUUAUUAUUAUUAUGAUUGUUUUUGUUAUUAUUAUUAUUAUUAUUAUUAUUAUUAUUACUAUUAUUAUUAUUUAGUAGCCUACUGUGUUAUUAUUACCGGUAAUUUUGAGUUUUAUUUUAUAAAUGUAUCAUGAUGGUACAGGAUAAAAAAGACAGCGAGGCUAGGUGGAUUGCCAGCCGACAGCACGGCUGUCUGAUGGAAGAAGCGAGAAUAAUCGACUUGGUAAUCGUUGGUGGUAAUUAUUAUUUGUAGCAAAUAAUAAUAGAGUUAAAAAUUCAAUAAAAAUCUAGUAGCCGCGGAGUAAAUAGAAAAAUAGCUAAGUAAUAGCUGGUGUAAUAGUAAUAAAGAUAAUAAGGAAGAAGGAGAUUGCAAUAAAGAGUUUAGAUGAGAGCGUCAUGCUUGGUGAGAUCGACACGGGCGAUCCAAAAGUGGUGAAGUCUCAUACCGAUAGUUCACGAUCCAUCUCCAAUUCUACUCAACCUUUUUAUUACCGAAGAGACUCUAUUAGUUUUAGUUUUCACGAUAGCAAUAACAAUAAUAAUCAUUUUAAUAGCAAUAGUUGUAGUUGUAAUAAUAGUUGUAAUGAUGAAUUUUCAUCCAGUGGACCCUCCGGACGAGGGAGAGACAGAGACAGAAAUUGUUAUCUUAACCGUAAGUUGUGUAAGAAAAAACUCACCAAGGACAAUUUGUAUUCUUCAAUGGAUAACUACUCCAUUGAUAAUGAUAAUAAUGAUGAUGAUGAUGAUAAUGAUCAACGAAAUUUAUUAUUAAACAGUGCUGAUAGAUCCGCGAUUUAUUGUGAGACGCAUUUAUGCUACGAUGAUAAAAAAUGUGGAAAUGAAGAAUCAUCAUGUAAAAAAAAGUCAGUGUUAACUAGGGUUAGUAAUUAUUUAACUGAGUCUCCGGUCGAGUCUAGUCAACGCUUCCGUACAUUGGGAGAUUCCAAAGGAAGAGGCAGUAUUGACAGAGAAAAGCUUAGUAGAGUGGAGAAUGAAUGGUUCGUGAGUUAUAAAAGUGACGAGUGUAACUUUAAAGACAAUAAUAUUGAUAAUUGUAGUUUUAAUAAUGAUUAUGAUAAUGAUGAUGAUGAUAUUGAUAGUAACAGUAGUUUCAAAAGUAACGGUAGCGGUAGAAGUAGUACAAGUUAUUACAAAUUGAAAGACAAGUGUGACCGUAGAAUCCCAUGCAGACGGUUUUACAUCCAAUUUGCGUUUAUAUUGUUUUUGAUUGCAUUUGGUGGACAGACGGGUGUCGGAGCGGGCAUUGGGAUUGGUGUACCUAGAUCAAGUGUACUUGGGAUUAUUACCGUGGGUACGAUGUUCGGUGUGACCGGCGUUAAAGCUGCGCCAGUUGACUUGAGUGAUGCUGGUAUUAGGGCUGAACGCUCUGCUAAUUUAUCUCAUCUCACUGGCACGUCAAGGAAGAUACUUAUAUUUAUUAAGAAUAAAUAUCUUCAAAUUUUACCCGAUGGCACUGUUAAUGGGACGGAAAACUUUACUGCUGAUUACAACAUAUUCCAAAGGAUUUCCGUAUCAAGUGGUCAACUGAAGAUCCAAGGAGUCGCGACAUGUCUAUACCUCUGCAUGGAUUCCUGUGGUCUUCUUUACGGAUCUCGGGACUACACCGAGGACUGCGUGUUUAACGAGACCCUUGAAGCACACAAUUACAACACAUACAGCUCAAUACGAUGGUCGACACCUCGUAAAACACUUUACGUUGGUUUAAACCGUCACGGACAGCCGCGAAGAGUUCAAGCCCGGGGUCAUAAUUUAGGCCGGCUUUCAAGUUACGCCCGUGUGAUGACUGUCGUGGUAUCGCCGGAUCGUGUUGAAAAUUUGCAAGCAAGAAUGAUGGGUCUCCAGCACAAAGUACGGCACCAUCAUGUGAGCCAUCAGCAACAACAGUCUCAACAUCACCAUCACCAGCAGCAUCACCAAAAUCUACAACAAUCGAUCUGUCCGAGUUUUCCGACCCAGGAGAAAGACGGCCGCGACAGGUUCCGCUGUAGAAAACGGAGAAAACGGAAAAAACGCAAAAGACGCUGCGAGAAAAAUGAUAAAGUCGAUUCAAACUGUGACACAAACAUAAAUAUUAAUUUAAAUAUCAAGGAAGACAGACCGUGCUCUGAUAAUGUGACCGAGGACAAUAUUAAUGGGAGCGAUGACAGCCCUGCUAAAAGAUCAUCCUGCGACGAUAAUUCAACUGCUGUUGAUGAAUUGUCCAGGCGACAGUUGUUAAAUUCGACUGUUGUCCUUAAAAGAAAGUCACGGAUAGAUUUAGUUAACAAAAAUGACGGUAAUAAUAAUAAUAAUCGUAGUAAUAAUAAUAAUAAUAAUCGCAAUAAUAAGAAAAAAGAAGGUAAAAAUAAUAAAAAAUUGAAUAAUUCAAGAAAAGUAAUUUUAGUCGACGUUGCGGGCUCGACUCCAGCCACGGAAGUCCAACAGUCUAAAGGACUGGUUUUUAAAGAGAAUUUAAGUCCAGCAAAGAAGAAAUUUCCAGGAAGAUCGAUAAGAACAACUGUGCCGGCUCCAUCAUCGGAGAACUCAAGCGCAACACUGGCUAGUUGGUUCAACGAGCCGACUUCAACAACUCAGUCAUCUUGGGAGAUUUUCAUUAAGCGUAAAUCAGCAUCAACUCCAUCGACACCUGUCACCAAUCAAGCCACUAAAUCAUUUGAGAAUCCAAAGAUAAUUAUGGAUGAAAAAGAGGACACUGAUGAUUCAGAUGUCGGUAAAGUUGAGGUGAAUCCCAGUAGUACGGAAAUUUCAAAUCUAGAUACUAGUCUAUCCGCGCUGGAAACUGAAAAUUUAUUGACCGACGGCUCUAAUGAAAGCGAGGAUGAGACUCUCGAGGAUUACGGGAUUUCCCCGGUUGAUUAUGGCGCCCUGAUGACAACCAUGGACACCACUCCGCCGGAGAGAACCGAAGACUAUGCCAAGACGACCACGCAAUCUAUUUUAGAGUCUAUCGAAGCCAGCCGACCGCUAAUUGAUUAUUUAAAUCGGUCUAUGAUCGAUUCCUCGUUCCCGUUUCGGAGACUCGCUAUGUGAAAACUCUUGUCGUUUUUUAAGACUUUAUGUAAAGUGUAUAUAUUAUUAUUCUUAUUAUUAAUAUUAUUAUUGCUAUUAAAAUUAUUAUCAUUAUAAAAUAAUAAUAGAUACGUAAAUAAAUCGAUGUAAUUUAUAAUUAAUUAUUGAUAAAUAAUAACGAUAAAAUAUCCCAAAUAUUUUGCACGUUUUAAUAAACUACUAAUCAAAAUAAUAAUUAUACAUAUUAAUAAAUAUAAUAAAUGGGAUAAAAGACAACCGAGAUUCAUUAACUCGCGUUAAGAGAAUAAUAGAGACUUAAAUAAUUAAAUUUUUUAGAUAAAAAUAAUUAAGUGCGACAGUAUGAUGAUGAUGAUUAUAAUUAUUACUUUAAUGGCAAGAGGCUGAUGAUAAUCUCCUUGCGAAUCUCGGAUGGUUAUAUAUGUAUAUGUCCGAUUUUAUUAUAAUGUAGCGAUUUAUUUAUUAAAAAAAAAAAAAAAUAACUAAAAAUAAAAAACAUUUUAUUUAUUUACGUCACAACUAAUGUGUGUAGGUAUGUGUGUGCAUAAAUAAUCAUAAGUGUCUUUGUUUAGGCAUUGUGUAAUUAAAAAGUAAUUUAUAAUUUUAAAAUGCAAUGAGAAAAAUUAUUUAUAACUAUUAAAAAUUUUACAAAGUAUUCCUUUCCCCAUUGUAAGCAUGUUAUUGAUAUAUGUAUUUUAUAUUUUAAUGUUUUUUUUUUUAAAUAAUUACUUUAAAAGUCAAUAAAGUAUGUGUAAAUAAAAUAGACUUAACACUUAAUUGAAAAUGUGAUUAAGAAUAUUCUCAUGGAUCGAAAUGAUGAUGAUAUAAAUAUAAAUAUUUAUAUAUGAUAUACUUAUAUAUUUAAUAUCACCAGAUCCCACUGCCAUUUUAAUAGCAACAAUGUAUUUAAUCUCAUAGACUGACGAAAAAUAAAUAUAUGAACGUUAAACGAGUAUUUAAUACUAACUUUCAAAAUUGCAAUGGGGACGUAGGAAAUUGUCGACGAUUAAUAAUAAUUAUUAUUAUUAUAAUUUAUAUUUAACAAUAAUUAAAAAUAAUGUAAAUAAUGUCAUGUAAAGUCAACAUGUGACUUAAACGCACAAAAAAAUUAUUAUAACU